GGCAGGAGCUGAUGGGUGGAACAAACGGGGCAGAAAAAGACUAAUAUGACUAACGGAUCCUGGAUGCGUGGUACCUUUAUUUGGAUCUACAGGAAUGUAGGCUCGAGCAGUUCUGCAGCUCUGCCUGCCUCUUGCCUGACACUGGAACUGCUGCUCACAAAGUAGAAUCCUGCUGCUCUUUGGUAGGAAGGAUAGAGAAAGAACAUGGCCUGCAUUUUGAAGAGAAAGUCCAUUGUUGCUGUGAGUUUCAUUGCAGCAUUCCUCUGUCUGAUCAUCGUUCGUCUCACAAAUGAAGUAACUUUCCCUUUGAUCCUAAACUGCUUUGGACAAACCAGUGUCAAGUGGAUCCCAUUUUCUAAUGGCCAAAGGCAGCCUCUGAGAACUCAUUAUGGAUAUAUUAAUGUAAAAACACAAGAGCCUCUCCAGCUUGACUGUGACCUCUGUGCCAUUGUUUCCAACUCGGGACAGAUGGCUGGCCAGAAGGUGGGAGCCGAGAUAGACAAGUCCUCCUGCAUAUGGAGGAUGAACAAUGCCCCCACAAAGGGCUAUGAGGAAGAUGUUGGGAAGAGGACAACCAUCAGGGUGGUCUCUCACACAAGCGUGCCACUCCUCCUCAAGAAUCCAGAGUACUUCUUCAAAGAAACCAACAGCACCGUUUUCGUGAUCUGGGGUCCUUUUCGAAACAUGAGGAGGGAUGGAAAUGGCAUUGUGUACAACAUGCUGAAGAAAACUGUUGACAGCUACCCAACUGCCAAAAUCUACGUGACAACGGAGAAGCGCAUGAGUUACUGCGAUGCCGUKUUCAAGAGGGAGACGGGAAAGGACCGAGUCCAGUCAGGUUCAUAUCUCAGCACGGGCUGGUUUACCUUAAUUUUGGCUAUGGAUGCCUGCUAUGGAAUUCAYGUCUAUGGGAUGAUAAAUGACACCUACUGCAAGUCAGAAGGCUUUCGUAAAGUUCCCUACCACUAUUACGAGCCAGGAAGAGACGAGUGUGAGGAAUACUUUCUCCAUGAAAACGCUCCAUAUGGAGGCCAUAGGUUUAUCACGGAAAAGAAAGUAUUUGCUAAAUGGGCCAAGAAACACACGAUAAUAUUUACACAUCCCAACUGGACAGUGUCCUGAUACUGGUUUACUUAACUCUCCCUUAACAGCAUAUUACAAAAAUGCCUCAGUUUACAAUAGUUUUGCUUACAUCUGGCUGGCCUUUCUCAGCCUAGGUAACACUAAACUAAAAACCAGAAGACAAAGAGGGUGGUGGUUCAGUUGUUAAGCAAAAUUAAUCAUCUGUGGAAGGCAGACAUAUUGUUUGUUAUUUCUUAGGGUUUUAAUCCACACUAUGCACUUUAUACUUUAACUGGAUUUUACUUCAAGGCAGGAGCAGUUAAAGAGAGAUGAGAUUUCCUGUAUAUACAGGUGCGCACAGAGGACAUGGUGUUCCUUUGAAAAUUGUCCAUAAUCGCAGAUACUUAAAACAAGUAUUUGUAGCUUACGUGCUGUGCUGAAGCACUAGUUCAAUUUGUGGUAUCAGUAGAAGUUUUUGACAAGAGAAAUAUGAGGACAACUGUAGACCUCCAAGGUCUAUGAAUGAGCAAACUUUUAAAAACACCUGAAUAUAUUGAUAUACGAUAUAUUGUGGGCACUUGCAUAUACGGUAAAAUUAGAGAUGAGCUAAGCAUGGUUCUUGAACUGUACCCAACUCUUGAAUGAGAAGAUACUACCUACUCAAGACUCCUGAUUAAUUUAUAACUUUUGAAAUGCAGCUUCCUUCCACCCUGGUCAGGCUGCACCAUCUGGGACAAUGUAGUUUGUACUUUUUGCAGCUGUUGUCCCACAAUUCAACUCCAGCAGAAUGGYGCUUGGCAAAGAUUGUGUUUUGCAGCCCACAAUGAACCUUUGGCUGUUGUACCAAUCCUGCUGUCAGUACCCAAGCUGUUGAGUGUAAAGUGGUCUCAUGAAUAUCUCCAUUUACUCCAGUUGUGCCUUUGACUUGCUCCAACAUCCAAAUAASAGUAUUUUGACAGUAUUUCCCAUGCAGCCAUCAUAAUUUAUUUUAGAUCUCCAGUUUCUCCAUCUUUAACAACAAGGAUAGUGUCUACCUACCUCACAAGGGAGUUGUGAGGACUAAUUUAAUUUAAUUUAAAGCACUUUCCUGAUGAAGAAUGCUACAGAUCAUUUAUUCUUAACACAAAAACAAUGGUACCUGUCAUUUAUUCUUGUCUGUUGGGUAUUUGAAGAAAGUGACAGUGUGUCUGGAUCUGAUGGCAAAUUGUUCUGUGCAUCCACUUUCCUACUGAGGAUAAUUUGUAAUACUGAGUUCUCUCAGCUUGCAUUGCUUCAGAUGAAGUUGAAAGAAUUCCCCAUCUCACAGAAUUACCUGCACAUCAAGAGGCAGUUCAAGAAUUUUAAAAUAUACUCAUCUCUAAUUUAAAUAUGUAUUUCCAAGCUUACUGUCAUGGAAAGUUUUCAACUGCAGCAGACUCAUUUGUGGUAUGACCAUAAUUCAACUACACAUGUGAGUUUUAUUUAAACUGUAUUUAAACUUAUGCUUUAAGUUUAGAAUGUGUCCUAUAUAUAUUUUAACAUUUGGAAUGUCAGAUUCAACACUGUAAUAGCCAAUACUGUGAACACUUGAAGGAAUUAUGUGUGGAACAUGUCACACAGGGUUUACUCACACUACAUAGACAUUAACCAACAGGAAACUUUGUAUGCUUUUUUAAAUCAUGAAAAGGGGAAAGUAAAAAGCUAUUUUUACAUGUAAGUAUUUGUAUACUGACUAUUUCCUAUUGUAUAUUUGUAUAUAUAAACCUAGAUUUUAUAUGUUCAUUUCAUAUAUAUUCUCUCAUGAACAGCUCUAGCUCUUAGGAUGGGGAGGAAAUCUCUUCACCAGUAUUCCUCCUCCUGAUCUUUGGUUUCUUGUUCCUGUUGGUAGGUGAUUACAGUGUAUCAUCUCCAUUGCCUCUUCUAUAUUCUACUGUAAUUGCAGUAGUCUGAUUUUCUUUUUUAAAAUAGCUCAGCUCUCACUCCUUACUUUAGUACUCUAAGUAUUCAUUCUCGUUGUCAGGAAAGGCUGGGGCCAUGCUUAUGAUCCUGGAUAAGUGUCUGUAUUCAAAUACAGGCUUUGUCCCAGACUUCUAGCAUGGAUUCAUCUCACCUUCCUGUUUGAAGAAAGGAGAACAAUAUUUUCCUACUCCCUUUCUUGACUGACUUUCUUGAAAGCUGUUGAGAUGAAUACUCCCAUUUUCAACUUAUUUUUAUAAUUAUUUGAAGAAGAGGUGCCCAAAGUGGCUGCAAACUACAGGCAAUGGUUUGAUAUACAAGUAAUUAAAAGUGGCUGUUUCUUGUCCCUGGAGUUUAAAAUCAGCUGUAGGCUGAUACUACAUGGGAUGAAAUCAAAAAGGGGGAAAAGGGUCAUMGUUGGAUGAAGAGCUGUAGUAGCAAAACCCGAUUUGUCAUCAUAUGCAUCUUUUCAGUUCAGAUGGGUAGCUGGAUACAUGGAAAGCUAAUAAAAGAUUGUAAUGCAGGAUUUGAAGAAUGCAGGGCAUGCAGAACUAGGGAGAAUGUGCCACACAUAUUGUACAGGGCAGCCUGGGAAAUCCUAUCAUUCCUUUGAGGGAAGAGGAGCUGAAAAGAAGAACAUCAGCCAAUUGAACUUGUGUUUAGAAGGUUUCUGGGUUAAUAGAAAACUGCUUUGAAAGUACURCACGUGGAAAUUGUUUGGGCUGGACAGACUUGAAUGGAAGUGUCCUCAGGAAGCAGAAUGUUUCUCUCCACGUGAGCAUAAGGAUUCCGCCGGAAUUGUGUUCAUGUGCAAGGUGGUUUUUCAGCCUUUGAAAGUUUUUAAUAUUAUUAAUACUUGCAAAUUCACUACAAACCUGUUGUAAAAUAUGUGCUUCAUUCUGAAGCUCCUUGAAGAGUGCUUGCAUGCUGCAUGGAACAGUAUCACAAAGGAUAGCUAAGAAAAACACAGCUUUAAGAACGUCUAMAUUUACACAAAAUUGAGAACCAAAUUAAGAGUUCAAUUAUCACAGAUCAAAGUAAAAGUCUUGUUCUCUGUCUGGAUUUUCACUAAGAGCAGAUCCACUUAAGAAACAUUGCAGCAGGUUUCAUUCAUACUAAAGAAAAAUGAGCAUCAGUUUCCUUAUUGAAAUGAGCAUGUCUUUAGCAUAAACUUAAUGUGUAUUUACAUUAUUUUUAUUAUCUAAGUAAGGAACUGUGACCACUGUGUUAAAGAUGAUUCUACAAAAAAAAAAACUUUGUCAAAAUCUGUUAUAAAUCAGCUGUGGUGCUGAAGAAAGGAUGUCAGUACUUGGAUGUGUGUAAGGGACCUUGAUGGUUCACCUUCUGAGAGCAGUUAAAACAUCAGCUGCGAAUCAUUUACUAAUUCUUUAAGAUAAAACCUACYAUGGUUUACCUGAAUGUAAUCAUAUCCUAAUUUCUUAUUCAUCCAAGCAGUCCUAUUUUAAUCAACUACUCAUGUGCAUAAAACAAGCAGGGAGUUUACCUGAGGUUUUCAAAAUGCAUUUUCACCUUGCUGCCAAUAGAAGAAUGCUCAAAAAUAAUUUGGCCUCUUUUUGCCAUCAGUGAACCAAGUAGUCAUCAAACAUUUCUUUUAUAAUUUAGGGUGGUUUAAUACACUUUACAGAAAAAAAAGGGAAAAAAAGUCAUAAAUGGCUUGGGUUUAAUAAACACAUUUUAGGUUGCAUUAAGUUCUGACUUUUUUCACAGUAGAAAGUUUUAAAUAGGAACAGAAAUUUUYAUAAGAAAAAAUUCUUUUUAACUUGGUAAUUACUAUUCAUGGAUAAUUAAUUGAAUAAARUAAAAAAGUGUUUUUUCCUUCCCARCUGACACAACAGGCUUGAUCCCAACCUUUUCAUCCACAUUAGAUGUCCAGAUCACAUCCUUCUGCUUMUACCAAGGCCUCUUCUCAGAAAGAAAAAAAUUAUUCUAUAUAUCCAGCCAAAUUCCCUUUCCAUCUGGGCUGGGAGGCUCCAUCUGCAGACUGCUCCUAUCAGUUGCAUCAGUAAAUGGGAAGGACUGAUGGAGAGCUCUACUUAGGAGCAGAUGGUGUUCCAACCUCUAAAAAAUGCCCCUAAAGUGCUUUAGGCAAGGAAUACCCAUUGAUCUCUCCUGGAAAUACUUUACUAAAGUAUUCMGUUUCUUCAAAUGCCUUUAGCUCCUGUGUAGAAUAAUUGUCCUACUCACUCUAGUAGGAAUUAACAGCAGURGGGAAGAAUGGCCUUUACAGGAAAAAAUGGAGGUAAAUUCUGUGUUGUUAAGUAUUUYCACAUUAAACAGCACCAGGGAUGAAGAAGUCAGCCUGACACAAAUUAUCUGAACAYUCGCUGAUUUAGGAAUAUCUGAGGACUCACUUCAAAACUAAUUAAAAUGGCUUUGGCAAGUUCAUGAAUACAGCACCUCCCCAGUAAAAUMUUUGCACUCCUGGGUGCUAAGGUAAGCAGUGUUUUGUCUGGGAAGUACAAUGUGCACAUAAUGCUUUGCAGAAUUAAUAAAGAGAAGCCCAUCCAAUUCUUGGAGGGCUGAUGCUGAUGGUCUUUCAUUAUUCACCUGCUUGUGGGCUGGACUGAAGUAGGACCCCACACAAAGAUAGCUGGCAGCAGAGCACAGAUGCUCAACCAGAAGAUUCCAGGUAAGUAAGAAAUAAGUAAUCCCUCAUGAAUAUCACUGGAUGUUGUCCUUAGUAGAAAAUCAGAAGUACUUUACAUAUUGAUGCUUAAAAUUUGCUGUCUUUUUUUUCCUGCACUUACGUCAGAAAUAGUGUGUCUUUGGUUGUGCUCAGGCAAGGUUGGGGUUUAAUGAUGAACCUUGGGGUACCCACAAGAGUGAACCUCUCUACUGGCAUCACACAGGAGCUGUCUGUGGGCAUUGUGAUGUACUGUGUACAACAGUCAUGUAUUUACUAAAAAAAGGCGUUUUUCCUGACUCUGUUUAGUUCCUUUGAGGAGGAAAUGUUUCAUUUUCAACAGAYGUGUCUCAUUCUGUUUCCUGAGAGGAUGCACAGGAAUGGAACUUAACCAUAGAGGAGUGAAGCCAGCCACCAGAUUCAUUUAUAUCUUUCUGGUUAUUCCUUGAURUAUAUAGCUAAAUACAUAAGGAAGGGGAAGCUUUCUGUAAACCUUGUUUAGCAUGAUCUGCACAAGUCUUGUGUGUUUGUUCUGGAUUAGAGUUUCCUAGGCAAACCCUAUAUAAGGGGCUGAAGAAGAAAGACAAGGUGUCUCCCCAUUGAAAGACAGGAUUUCUGUGGAAGCCAUAAUAAUGUGUGUGGCACAUCUGGCCUGCUCCCCCAGCUUUUGUAGGUCCACACCCAGCUGCAGCUUUGGACCCUUUCCAGCCCCAUUGGAGAAGAAUUCUCCUUCGGACUGAUGCAGCCUGUGAUCUGCACAAAGUCUGCCCAUCCUCCCCUUCUGUGGAUGAGGAAAGUGCUGAAUGUGACCUGGGGGUGCAGUGUCAGAGCAAGGACAYGCUUUCCAGUCAGCAGCGUGAUUUGCUUGAGGCACAGUCUCACCUCAGGUGCUGAACUCUGUUUCUUGGAAUAUUAUAGGAAAGAUAUCACUGACUUUUGUAAUUGUUUGUAUGAUUUACUCACAAAGAGUCACUGUUUUAUGAGUGUCUUAAACAGCUGAUUUCAUGUCUUUUUUUGYAUUGCUUGCUGCUAUUUCUGGGAAUUCCUCAAAAUAAGCAGCUGUCAGCAUCUGCCAAUGCUAUUCUAAUUUAUUGGCCAAGGAGACUGUAAACUUGAACUAAUGCAUGUUCUUACCAUGUAUUAUGCAUGAUAGCAUGUUACACAUUCUCCACUAUAAUAAAUAAUGUAAGUUUUGUGUAAACUUAGUUCAAGCWGCAGAAGUAGUAGUUUUUCUCCCUCUCAUAUCAUAUGUUGGCAAGAGCACUUUGCUGGAGCUCUGUAAGUGCCAUUUGCAGCUGGCAGCAACUAAACUGUUGAAACCAGUCAAGAAAUAAUUACUACAUUUGACAUUUUUCACUGAAAUAUCAGAAAUAGUUCAGCUUGCUUCUGUGAACCUACUCUGGCACUCAAAAUCACAAUUCUAUGUUCUGUUCUAAGAAAAUCUCACAUCCCAAGUGUAACUCGGGAAUUACUUUAUUGACACAGAUGUUGUUAAGAGGUUAGGAGGGCAAUGUUCCCAAAGUUUUUUUAUUUAUAGGUGUAUCUUUUUAAUGGGAAUUGAACCUGUAGAAGAUUGGCUACGAUGGCUGCAGAAUUUUUCAUGUUGCUGCAACUAAAAAUAGUAUUUCUGAUGAUGGUCAAAGGAAAAACAAAUGGUAUGCCCACUGCUCUUUUGGCUGAACAUCUGUGCCCUCCUCAUACACAGACACACACACACAUCUGCAAACACAAUGAGUGUCUGUAGGGAAGGUCCCUUUUUUAUCAGGUAGGGGCAUGUUAGAACAACUAAGACUAAUCUACAUGGUUAAUACAGCCUAUAGUACUUGUUGAUUUACGUUUAUUCUGUGUGUUUCCAAAGCCUGUGUCUGUGUCAGCAAAGAAUUGGCUUAGCUGGAUAGGAUCUGUAGCCUGAAACUGUUGGUGCUAAGGACCUGAUCUCCACAGGUGUGCACAGUCUCCAGUUUGGUCCCAUGGGCUGARUGCCACUGGUGAUUGGAGCACAUCCUUUGUUUCUGUCCAGAAGGAAUCUGGAACACAUCCUCAGGAACACUCCAUCAUGCAAACUAAAGCUCGUCAAGUGAGGCCACUGUACUGGACUGUCCCACAGGAAAGCAGGAUUCCUCCAAGACCAUCUUUCAGCUCAGGCUUUGCAUGGGUAUUUUUCUUUCAAAUCUGAGAUCUGAUUCCUCSUGUCAAAUCAUGGGAAUCAAGGGCUCCUGAUUCUUCCUAAAUCUACCAUCCAAAUGUGYUCUGUAAGGCAGGAGUGUGAUGUAGGACGAAGUUACCCAGCACAGGUACAGCAUGRUAAGUGCUUUGUUUGAUGAAGACUUAAUGUGAUUCUUCUCGUGGAUGUAAUUUUAUCCUGAACAUGCUGGGUGCUUGCUAAUGCAUGCAUUGUUUUUAUAUACUGCAAGACACAUAAAAAUUCCCUUCAUCAUUUUCCCGGGGUAAUUUUGUUCUUGUGGCCUUCCAGUUGUAUCUGUAUAUGUGUGCCUAUAUGCAUGUAUAUACAGUGUGCAAGCAUUCCUGUUUUUAGAAAGUUGCUAUUGUAUGCUGCUAACAUAAACUUUUUUACCAGUUCAUGUUACACAAUUUAUUACAUGUAUUCUUUGGUUGCCUUUUUGUAAUACUGACAAGUGUAUUGAUAGCAGGUACCACUGUAGAAUUAGAAAAUUUUCAUACUAUUUAUACUUAUUUUAUAUGUUUUGCCAUGUGUUUUCUUGCUAUAUGUUACUUAGGUUUUGCUCCCAUUUGGAGAAUGUGCUUCUAUGUAUUUGCAAAAUUGUGCCUGGAUWAUUUUAAAACAUGAAUAAAUGUAUACAAUUUUCCA
Malurus melanocephalus (red-backed fairy wren) is the source of this 8471-nucleotide messenger RNA. RefSeq names its product ST6 N-acetylgalactosaminide alpha-2,6-sialyltransferase 3 (gene ST6GALNAC3). Gene Ontology annotation, biological process: ganglioside biosynthetic process; oligosaccharide metabolic process. Gene Ontology annotation, molecular function: alpha-N-acetylgalactosaminide alpha-2,6-sialyltransferase activity. NCBI's taxonomy places the organism in Eukaryota, Metazoa, Chordata, Aves, Passeriformes, Maluridae. Bases 205 to 1122 code for a protein of 305 amino acids. The record is from RefSeq and is a predicted model, not a curated record. The transcript has 5 exons.